Aspergillus chevalieri is the source of this 1524-nucleotide messenger RNA. RefSeq names its product dolichyl-P-Glc:Glc1Man(9)GlcNAc(2)-PP-dolichol alpha-1,3-glucosyltransferase ALG8 (gene ALG8). The transcript is spliced from 6 exons. The record is from RefSeq and is a predicted model, not a curated record. Gene Ontology annotation, cellular component: endoplasmic reticulum membrane. Gene Ontology annotation, biological process: protein N-linked glycosylation. Lineage: Eukaryota; Fungi; Ascomycota; Eurotiomycetes; Eurotiales; Aspergillaceae. The coding region runs from base 1 to 1524 and encodes 507 amino acids. Gene Ontology annotation, molecular function: dolichyl pyrophosphate Glc1Man9GlcNAc2 alpha-1,3-glucosyltransferase activity.
AUGCACACAGCUUCAAUGGCUGAGCUGUAUCCUUCUCUGGCGCAAUGCGCCAUCGUCGCGACGGCGUUCAAGAUCCUCCUCUUCCCCGCUUACAAAUCUACCGAUUUCGAAGUGCAUCGCAAUUGGCUCGCCAUUACGCAUUCGCUGCCGGUUAAGGAGUGGUAUUACGAGAAAACCUCGGAAUGGACGUUGGAUUACCCGCCAUUUUUCGCGGCAUUCGAGUGGCUUCUGUCGCAAGCCGCGCGUUAUGCAGACCCGGCCAUGUUGGUUGUAAGCAACCUCAACUAUGAUUCUUGGCAGACGGUCUACUUCCAAAGAGCGACGGUUAUUCUCACGGAGCUUGCUCUGGUAUAUGCGCUGAACAAGUUCGUCAAGUCCGUGCCUCAACCGAACACGCACCUUGCCCAUAUCGCUAGCCUCUCGAUUCUGCUGUCCCCCGGACUCCUGAUCAUCGAUCACAUUCAUUUCCAAUACAACGGAUUUUUAUAUGGCAUUCUGAUACUGUCGAUCAUCCUGGCCCGCAAGCAGUCUACCCUACUCUACAGUGGCAUCACAUUUGCGAUCCUACUAUGUCUGAAACACAUCUAUCUCUAUCUUGCGCUGGCAUGGUUUGUAUAUCUGUUGCGGGCUUACUGUCUCGAUCCUAAAUCUGUCCUCCGACCCCGGUUUGGGAACACAUUUAAGCUUGGACUCUGUGUGUUGGGUGUGUUGGGUCUGGCUUUCGGGCCAUUUGCUCAGUGGAAUCAGCUACUCCAGCUGAAGGACAGGCUCUUUCCAUUUUCCAGGGGCUUAUGCCAUGCCUAUUGGGCGCCGAAUAUCUGGGCUAUGUACUCGUUCACGGACCGUGCUUUGAUUCCACUCGCACCACGCUUGGGCCUUCCCGUUAACGAGGCUGCGCUUACCAGUGUCACACGUGGAUUAGUUGGCGACACUUCGUUUGCCAUCCUUCCGGAGGUCACCAAGGAGCGCACGUUUGCGUUGACUUUUAUCUUCCAGGUGCUUCCGUUGAUUAAGCUAUGGUUCAAUCCCAACUGGGAUACCUUUGUGGGCGCUGUCACUCUCUGCGGAUACGCCUCAUUCCUGUUCGGCUGGCACGUCCAUGAGAAGGCCGUCCUUUUAAUCAUCAUUCCGUUCAGUUUGAUCGCCCUCAAGGACCGCCGGUACUUUAGUGCUUUCCGUCCCCUUGCGGUCGCAGGACAUGUGUCGCUAUUCCCACUACUGUUUUCAGCCGCAGAAUUCCCCAUCAAAACCGUCUACACGAUCUUCUGGCUGGUGCUGUUCCUAUUUGUCUUCGACCGGGUUGCACCAGUCCCGGAAAGACCGCGGAUCUUUAUCUUCGAUCGCUUAUCCCUGCUGUAUCUGACAGUAGCCAUCCCACUGAUCGUGUACUGCUCACUGCUGCAUCAGCUGAUCUUUGGACUGGGGCGGUACGAAUUUCUGCCGCUCAUGUUCAUGAGCAGUUACUCAGCGCUGGGGGUGGUCGGUAGCUGGGUUGGAUUUAUGGUGGUCUAUUUUGCAGCAUGA